Molecule: messenger RNA, 1428 nt
Organism: Phytophthora sojae
Lineage: Eukaryota; Oomycota; Peronosporomycetes; Peronosporales; Peronosporaceae
Exons: 4
Coding region: 1-1428 (475 amino acids)
Biological process (GO): protein import into mitochondrial matrix
Cellular component (GO): mitochondrial inner membrane
Molecular function (GO): protein-folding chaperone binding
Source: RefSeq, a predicted model, not a curated record
AUGCUUCGCCUCUCCUCGCGUGCCUUGCGCCGGGCGCGCCUCGCCUCGCGCGCCAUGGGCUUCUUCGCGGACCUGAAGAACCAGCUUAAGAACGAGAUGGAGAAGAACGAGGAGCUCAAGAAGUCGUUUGAGGAGCUGGAGAAGACCAAGGAACAGUUCAAGAACGUGGAGAAGGCCGCUAAGGAUAAGAUACACGAGAUGAGCUCCAUGACUGAGGAGGCGGCCAAGAACCUGCAGGAGCAGGCCACGCAGGCCUCGCAAAAGAUCAAGGAGUCCUACGAGGAGACCGCAAAGGUGGCCGCGGCUGCUACUAAGAAGGAGGAGGACAGCAAAAACACUGCAGAGGGCACCACCGACACUGCGACGGAGGAAUCUGAGCAGGAGGCCAAGAAGGACAAGGAGGGCAGCGAGAAAACUGAGCAGGCGGAAGAAAACGCGGACGGUGCUCGUGCUUUUGUGAAAAACUUCUUUGCUGGCAUCACUGUGCAGAAGAACAAAAUCAUCAACCCCAACAAGUUCCCCAAGCUGCGCGAUGAGUGGAAGGAGGCGGCGCAGGAGCUUUUUGGCAAGAGGGAGAAGCAGACGGUUGACGAGGCUUUGGCUUCAGUUCGCACCCCGUCCGUGCAGAAGCCGAAGAAGUCGGAGGAUGGCGACGAGGAGCCGACGGAGUACACUGGUACCAGCGCUCUGGUGGCAGUGAAGGAGGAGGAGAGCGCUUGGCAGCGUGUGAGCGCUCGUUUCCGCGAGGCUCCGAUUAUCCAGGGCAUCCUUGAUGCCGCGAAGCAAGCCGCCAAGACGGAGGCAGGAAAGAAGGUUCAGCAGACGACGAAGCAGGUCAAGGACAAGUUUAGCGACGCCCAGGAAGAGGUUCUUGAAGUUUGGGAGACCAGCCAGAACCCUUGGGUGUACCGACUAUCGUCGAUCUAUGACGGCCUCUUCGGCGAGACGCCCAUGGGUGUUGCCAUCAAGGAGAUCCGCCGCGCUGAACCCGACUUUAUCUUGGAAGAGUGGAAGGAGAACAUCGAAGAGAUCGUGUUGCCGGGUGUUCUGGAGGCUUUCCUGCGUGGCAACAGCCGUGACUUGAAGAAGUGGUUCGGCGAGGCCGCUUACUCGCGCGUCAACAUUGCCAUUCGUGAGCGCAAGUCGGAGGGGUUGGUCAUGGACCCGCACGUGCUGAGCAUCGACAAUGUGGAAGUGAUUGAGGCUACGGCUGAGGACAAGCAGGCGCCGAUCAUCCUGAUGCGAUUCCAGGCGCAACAGAUCAACUGCAUUCGCAGCCGUGAGGGCGAAGUCGUGGAAGGAUCCGAGGACGAGGUGCUGGCGUACUACUACAUUUUUGCCUUCCAGCGUGACUACGAUGAGGAGCAGGAAACCCUCCGCUGGAGAAUUGUGGACCUGCACAUGCAGCGUGGCGGUCGGUAUUAUUAG